This is a messenger RNA of Syngnathoides biaculeatus (alligator pipefish), 1022 nucleotides long. RefSeq names its product RAN guanine nucleotide release factor (gene rangrf). Bases 173 to 745 code for a protein of 190 amino acids. NCBI's taxonomy places the organism in Eukaryota, Metazoa, Chordata, Actinopteri, Syngnathiformes, Syngnathidae. The record is from RefSeq and is a predicted model, not a curated record. Gene Ontology annotation, cellular component: nucleus. The transcript has a single exon. Gene Ontology annotation, biological process: protein import into nucleus; regulation of sodium ion transmembrane transporter activity; regulation of membrane depolarization. Gene Ontology annotation, molecular function: guanyl-nucleotide exchange factor activity; transmembrane transporter binding; sodium channel regulator activity.
CUGUAGAUGGCAGGAGUGCGCUUAUUAGACGGGAAUAUUACGUAGAAGAAAUCAAAACUCGAAAACAAGUUGAUAAUGUGGCUUGUAGUAUAUCUUGGUCCCUUUCCCCACUAGUGAAGUUAGUUUGGUUUUCUACAGAUUUUGCAUAAAGGUCUUCCUUCGUCACGUUGAUAUGCAGCGACUCAACGAACCUCACCCAUUGUUCGGAGGCGCGAUGUCAGCCGUCCUCCCUCAUAGCGCCGCCGACGUGAGCAAACUGCGGGAGAUCCCUGACAACCAAGAGGCAUUCGUCCACGCCCGCACCGACCAGAGCCUCAUCGUGGAGCUGGUCGAGUACCAAGAGCACGUCGCGGACCAGGACGCGGCCCGGUAUCACUUCGAGGACAUCGCGGGUAACAACGCCGCCUCGCAGCCCAGCGCGCAGGAGGUAACCGGCGUAGUCGCCUUGCCCAAAUCUUCGCUCUCCCUGUCGGCGUGCAGCUCCGCUUGGGCGCUGACCGGCACCCAGUGCGUGUCCAAAUUCAACGAGACGGCCAGGAACCGGGUGAGGCUCCACCUCGGGGUGUUCCGCCUGCCCCAGUUCGGCACCGACGUUUUGGUGACGUUCAACGACCCGCAGAGCAUCUGCCCCGACAGCAGCAGCAGUCCCGCGGCCGUGGGAGCCGGGGUAGAGCCGUGGACUGUGGAGGACUUCCAGCAAGUGCUGCAGUCCCUAACGCUGCACAACCAAGGGCUGUUCGGCUAAAAACUGUGGCGGGAUGGACCAUGGGACAUUAACGGACCCCUACAGUAUUUCAUCCUUCCAACCAUUCAAUUGCAAAAGCAAAUCAAAGUCACCACAUAUUUUAUUUUUGCCGAAAUAAACGAUGGUUACCCUAUUUCAGUGUUUUUUGACCUUUUUUGAGCCACGGCACAUUUUUUACAUUGGAAGAAUUUUGUGGCACACCACUAACCAAAAAUGUUACAAAAAGACACUCUGUAUAGUAUAUUUAAUUACAAUAUAAUUUCUCUAUUUAUACUCA